AUGCCACCCAAGAAGGCCGAUAAGGGCGGUGGUGCCGCCAAAAAGCCUUCGGCAACCAAACAGGUGGAAGACAAGACUUUUGGUAUGAAGAAUAAGAAGGGUGCCGUCGCCAAGAAGCAGAUUGCCCAGAUGACGAGCAAUUUGAAGAAUGGUGUAAGCCCUGAAGAGAAGAAGAAGCAAGCUGAGAAAGCCCAGAGAGAGAAGGAGAAGAAGGCUGCCGAGGACGCCAAAAGGGAAACAGCAUUGCUUCUUAAUAAACCUGCUCAAAUACAAAAAGUACCGUUUGGUGUAGAUCCCAAGACGGUGUUGUGCAUUUUUUUCAAGAAGGGAGAUUGCGAGAAGGGCAAGAAGUGCAAAUUCUCGCAUGACCCGAAUAUCGAGCGAAAGACUGAGAAGAAGAAUCUUUAUGCAGACACAAGAGGACAGGAAGAGGAAGAAAAGAAAAAGCAAGAGACUUCUGCCGAAUGGGACGAAGAACAACUGCGGAAGGUGGUCUUGUCAAAGAAGGGCAACCAAAAAACAACGACGGAGAAGGUGUGCAAGUUUUUCAUCUCAGCUAUUGAGGAUGGAAAAUACGGCUGGUUCUGGGUUUGCCCAAACGGUGGAGAUAAGUGCAUGUACAGACAUGCCCUGCCUCCUGGAUUCGUCCUGAAAACAAAGGAGCAAAGGGCAGCCGAGAAGGCACUUAUGGACAAAUCACCACUCAAGACGCUCACUCUGGAAGACUUCUUGGAAUCCGAGCGACACAAGCUCACUGGAACUCUUACACCCGUCACCCCAGAGACCUUCGCCAAAUGGAAGAAGGAACGUCUUGACAAGAAGGCUGCCGAGGAGCAGCUUCGCAAAGCCAAGGAGAACACGGGUCGGGCACUUUUCGAGAGCGGCAAGUGGCGUGAUGAAGAAGACUCCGAAGAAGACGACGAUGGCGCAUGGAACAUUGAGAAUUUGCGACAAGAGACGGAGGCAUUGCGUGAGAAGAGGGAAGAGCAAAGACUGGCUACCAUCCACGGGGGCGAAGUACCCCUGACAACAGAGCCAGCCGAGUCCGAGGAUAUCGAGGAACAAGCCGGCCAGGUAGCAGAGGCAGGCCCUGCCGGUGCUUGA
Molecule: messenger RNA, 1104 nt
Organism: Metarhizium acridum CQMa 102
Lineage: Eukaryota; Fungi; Ascomycota; Sordariomycetes; Hypocreales; Clavicipitaceae
Product: Translation machinery-associated protein 46
Biological process (GO): cytoplasmic translation
Cellular component (GO): cytosol
Molecular function (GO): metal ion binding; mRNA binding
Source: RefSeq, a predicted model, not a curated record